This is a messenger RNA of Cladocopium goreaui, 363 nucleotides long. NCBI's taxonomy places the organism in Eukaryota, Dinophyceae, Suessiales, Symbiodiniaceae. The record is from the annotation of a GenBank genome assembly.
AUGCCCACCGGCCGAUUGAAGCUUGCCGAUUUCGGCUGCGCAAGCCAGGUGCCGGAGCAUGGACUCUUUUUUGGUAGAGCCGGCUCCUUCAAGAGCUGGGCACCUGAGGUCCAUGCACUCUCCAGCGGCUACAACGCUGGCUACGGUGGAAAGAGCGCAGACAUUUGGUCCGGUGGCAUUUGCUCCCAUGAGCUGAUUUGUGGGCGGUACCCCUUUCGAGGGAGGACACCGCGGGAAACCAGGCAGGGUAUAACCACCAACCAGAUGAAGAACAAGAUAUUAGCUGGGCCAGAUCCAGCAGAUCGGCCAGAUCCAGCAGAUCCUGACCUGAAUGGGUCUCGUUUUCGAGGCAUCCUGGAAUGA